AAACCACCGUGAAAAUAUCGGAGGUGCUCUGGAUGGAUUCUCGCGUAUUGGAAAGUGCGUGUUUGCGUGUCGGUUGUUGUUGCUCGGGUACUCGUGCAUGGAAUGGCCGGGUAUCGUUGUGCGCGCGAUAGCUAUGCGAUAAGAGGUGCGGCACGCUCCGGUGCAGCGCGGUGCGAUCCCUUCUCCUUAGUCGAACCCGAUGAACCCCGUGAUGCGGAGCAUCUCCUCCACCUGCCCCGGAAUGCUCACGCCCGUGAAUUUCUCCGUGAAGAGGCCGACCGCCAGAAAGAACAUGGCGAACCGGCUGUUCAGGAGCUCCGCGUUGCCGACCCACCCGGUGGUCUGGUAGUCCUCGAUCUCCUCCUGCUGGCGGACCUUGCGGUACUUUUCCUCGAGGGCGUUCAGGGCCGUCACCUGCUUCGCGAGGGUGAUCUCGUCCAGAACGAUCUUUCCGGGAACGUUCUCCGUGAUCCAGUCGUCGUCCCCGCCGAACUUUGCGUCCCAGUCAAAGUCGCCCUUGAUCUCGGGGAGCUGGGGGCCCGAGGAAGCUUCCUCGGCCGGGGCGGCCUCCCCCUCGAAGCCGGUCUCCGCGAAGCGCUUCGUGGCCGCCGUUGCGGCCUUGGCGGAAGGAGCGACAAAGGCCUCCGCGGAAAGGAGGCCGCAGGCGAGCAGGGCGACGGCUGUGCUAGUGGACUUCAUGGUGGUGGGCUGGGCAACAAGGUAACUGGUGUGGGUGGGUGAGUGGGUGGGUGUUAGUGUUUGUGUUUGUUUGUGUGGGUGGGCGUUUGCGGGUGCGAUGGAGCUGGAGGUUGUACGAUCAGCAGCGACGGCACGCAAGAAAAAGGAUGUCUUUUG
Molecule: messenger RNA, 855 nt
Organism: Pseudo-nitzschia multistriata
Lineage: Eukaryota; Bacillariophyta; Bacillariophyceae; Bacillariales; Bacillariaceae
Source: the annotation of a GenBank genome assembly